AUAGCAAGAUCUUUAUUCGUUUAAGGAGGAAAGGUGGUUCUUUGGGGAUUUGGGAAAAGAAAUUAAGGAGUUUUUGUGGGAUUCAAGAUGGAAAGGAGUGCCUUUCUGCCUUUUUGUCUCCAGGAAACAAGAAAGAGCGAAACAGCAUGCCUGCAAGAAGUCUCUUUCGGGCGUCCUGCUUGGUGCUGAUUGUCUGCCUAUGUUCUUCGUCUUCCGCCACACUUACCCCGUCUGGCAUAAACUAUGAAGUGGUAGCAUUGAUGGCAAUAAAAAUGGAAUUGAAUGACCCUUACAAUGUUUUGGAAAAUUGGGACGUCAACUCUGUGGAUCCAUGUAGUUGGAGGAUGGUCACCUGCUCAGCCGAUGGACACGUGUCUGCUCUGGGACUACCCAGUCAAAGCUUGUCUGGCAUACUGUCACCUUGUAUAGGAAAUCUUACAAAUCUUCAAUCUGUGAUGCUCCAAAACAAUGCUUUAUCCGGAUCACUUCCUCCUGAGUUAGGCAAACUGGAGAGACUCCAGACACUAGACUUGUCCAACAAUCAAUUCCAUGGCACUAUUCCUAGUUCACUUGGAGGCCUUAACAACUUGAAUUACCUGCGAUUGAACAACAACAAUCUGUCGGGACCUUGCCCAGAUUCAUUGUCCAACAUCAGAGGCCUCACUCUUGUGGAUCUUUCUCACAACAAUUUAAGUGGUUCCUUGCCUAAAAUAUCUGCAAGAACAUUUAACAUUAUUGGAAACCCCUUAAUAUGUGGAUCAGAUUUAGACAUUAACUGCUCUUCUGGAUCAGUAGUUCCACUUUCAUAUCGACCAGAAGAUCUAAAGAAUAGGUCACAACUUGGAGUCGGAGGAACAAGAAGUCGGCCUAUUGCUGUUGUAUUUGGUGCCGGUGUUGGUUUUGUUACUCUUCUAGUAAUUGUUGUUGGCUUGCUACUUUGGCGACGACGCAGACAUAAUCAACUGAUAUUUUAUGAUGUAAACGGGCGAUAUGAUCCAGAAAUUUGCUUGGGACACUUGAAGCUGUAUUCAUUCAAGGAGCUACGAGCAGCCACCAGCAAUUUCAAUUCAAAAAAUAUUCUAGGUAAAGGAGGUUAUGGAAUUGUUUACAAAGGUUGUUUGCGUGAUGGAACCGUAGUGGCUGUCAAACGUUUGAGAGACUAUAACAGCAUUGGAGGCCUUCAAUUUCAAACUGAGGUUGAAAUGAUAAGCUUGGCAGUUCAUCGACAUUUACUCAGGCUAUGCGGAUUCUGCACAACAGAGAAUGAGAGGCUCCUUGUCUAUCCUUACAUGCCUAACGGGAGUGUAGCUUCUCAACUUAGAGAGAACGUCCGUGGCAGGCCAGCUUUAGAUUGGUCAAGACGAAAGAGGAUAGCCUUGGGGACAGCCAGGGGAUUGCUGUAUCUGCACGAGCAGUGUGAUCCGAAAAUUAUCCACCGUGAUGUAAAAGCUGCAAAUAUUCUUCUCGAUGAAGAAUUCGACGCAGUGGUUGGAGAUUUCGGGCUGGCAAAACUUUUGGAUCACCAGGAAUCACAUGUCACAACAGCAGUUCGUGGGACAGUGGGGCAUAUUGCUCCCGAGUAUCUUUCGACCGGACAGUCAUCAGAAAAGACUGAUGUUUUUGGUUUCGGUAUACUAUUACUCGAACUGGUUACCGGUCAGAAAGCAUUGGAUUUUGGAAGACUUGCAAACCAGAAAGGUGUCAUGCUGGACUGGGUUGACUAUCAAGAAAAACAAUAUGCUCAAGGUGUCAUCCCUACAACAUUUAUGCGGAGAGAGGGAGCCCCCAAGGAGCGGGAACUUUUAUGCGGGCGUCUUAUAGAUCGUCCUAUUCGUCCACUAUUUCCUCACGGCUUUUACCACGAAGUUCAGGUCAUGGCGAAUGUCCUUUCUUCGGAUGGGAAGCAAGAUCCGGAUGUCAUGGCAGCUAAUGCCACAUCUGCUGCUAUUAUGUUAUCUGAUAUCCCUUGGAAUGGCCCAAUUGGGGUUAUUCGUGUGGGGAGGAUUGAUGGGAAAUUUAUUUUUAAUCCAACUAUGGAUGAGCUAAGCCUCAGCGAUCUCAAUUUGGUGUAUGCAUGUACCAAAGAUCGUACUCUAAUGAUAGAUGUACAAGCACGAGAGAUCACAGAAAAUGACCUUCAAGCUGGAUUAAAACUUGCACAUCCAGAGGCUAUCAAAUACAUAGAUCCUCAAAUUAGAUUGGCUGAAAAAGCAGGAAAGAAAAAGAGAGAAUAUAAGCUCUCAAUGAUUUCUGAUAGUGCAUUGGAGAAAAUAAGGAGUAUAGCAGAAGCACCUAUUGAAGCUGUAUUUACAGACUCAUCAUAUGGAAAGUUUGAACGUGGGGAAGCAUUAGACCUAAUCACUCAAACUGUUAAAGCAAAACUCGAAGAAGAUUGUGAUGAGGAUAGCUUAAAAGUUCUUCCAAAAGCCGUUGACAUGGUUAGGAAACAGAUCAUUCGUCGAAGGAUUAUCGAUAAAGGACUUCGAGUAGAUGGCAGAAAACUUGAUGAAGUUAGACCCUUGUAUUGUGAAUCUGGAAUAUACCAUAUGCUACAUGGAUCUUCACUCUUCUCUCGUGGAGAUACUCAAGUCUUGUGCACUGUUACACUUGGGGCUCCUGGAGACGCACAGCGAUUAGACUCAAUAGUUGGGCCACCAACAAAGCGCUUCAUGCUUCAUUACACCUUUCCCCCAUUCUCUAUCAAUGAAGUUGCUAAACGAGGUGGACUGAAUAGGCGGGAAGUUGGACAUGGAACUCUUGCUGAGAAAGCUUUGCUUGCUGUGCUACCUCCAGAGGAUGAUUUUCCAUACACUGUUCGUGUGAAUUCGGAAGUUAUGGCUUCUGACGGUUCAACAUCAAUGGCCACAGUAUGUGGAGGGAGUAUGGCUUUGAUGGAUGCUGGUAUUCCAGUAAGGGAACAUGUCGCUGGAGUUUCAGUGGGUCUUAUUAGUGAUGUGGAUCCAACCACUGGAAACAUUACUGAUUAUCGUAUACUGACAGACAUAUUGGGUCUUGAAGAUCACCUUGGGGACAUGGACUUCAAAAUUUCAGGAACUAGGAAAGGGAUUACUGCAAUCCAACUAGAUAUAAAACCUGCUGGAAUACCUCUAGACAUUAUUUGUGAGAGUUUAGAACCUGCAAGAAAGGGCCGGAUUCAAAUUCUUAAUCGCAUGGAAGAGAAAAUAAGUGCACCUCGUACAAUGGGCGAUGGAAGCACACCUAGAUUAGCCACCUUCAAACUUAAUCCUGAAUCUCUUCGGCGAUCUAUUGGUUUUUUGAAUUUUCAAAGAAAGCGGAUUGAACAAGAAACAGGUGCACGUGUUUCUGUGAGUGAUGGGACUGUCACUAUUGUAGCAAAAACUGGAUCUAUUAUGGAAAAAGCUCAAGAAAAGAUCACUUUUCUUAUAGGACGUGAAAUUGAAGUUGGUGGCACGUACAAAGGUGUUGUUUCUUCAAUUAAAGAAUAUGGUGCUUUUAUUGAGUUCAAUGGAGGUCAACAGGGUCUUCUUCACAUUUCUGAGUUGACACAUGAACCAGUAUCAAAAGUUUCUGAUGUUUUAUCUGUUGGACAAGAGUUGUCUGUAAUGUGCAUCGGACAGGAUUUAAGGGGAAACAUGAAACUAUCUUUGAAGGCUACGAGCCCAAAGAAAAGCUCUGUAGAUAACCAUGAUCCUAUUUCAGCAAAACAAUCAGUGAAUGUUUGGGCCUCACCAUCAGAGAAUGUAGCCACCUGCACAGAAAAUCUCGAGUCAACAGACGUUGUACAAGGUGAAAGUAAUGAGAUUCAAUCCAUCACAGAUUCAUCUCCAGCAGUAGUAAUACGGAGUGUUGCAGAAUGUGAAGCUCAGGAAUUUGCUGCAGGUCGAGUUACCCAAACCACUCUUCGAAGGCUUAGCAGAUCUCCUAGGCCUUAUGAUUCAUCUCAAGAUGCUGGGAAGUCAAAUUUGCAGAACAGACAAAGCAAGAAAGAGAAAAAUGUUUCCAAUGGAACCAAAGGUAAGGCUGGUACCAUACAAGGAAGUGUUUCCCACACAGGAGGUGAGAAACCUAAACCCAGCGUCCAAGCAGGUUCACUGAAGAUUGGUGAAAAACUGAUAGCAAAGAUUUGUCAGAUCCGUGCACAUGGUUUAGUACUCGAACUAAGUAGUGGAAUUCGGGGAAUGUACAAAUUUGAGGUGAAUGGUAAAAGGGAUUUCGAGUUAGGCAAAGAGCUUCAGGUGAGAUGUUCAAGCUUUUCUAUCAAGGGAAUUCCAGUCUUUGCACUUUUGGAGAAUUGAGUGAUAUUGCUAUUGAAGCCUUUCAUGUUCACUAUCACAAGUCUUCAAGGGAUAAGAUUACCAAAGGGAACAAGGGAACAAGGCUAAUACAUUCCUAUUUAAUUACCGUAUAUAAAGAUGAAUGUAUAAAGCUAAUACAGCCAUGAAUUCUUUGCAAUAUCCACCAGGAAUCACAGGAUAAAAUGAAAUCAUAACUGAAUCAUGUUGUCUUCAAA
Molecule: messenger RNA, 4492 nt
Organism: Zingiber officinale
Lineage: Eukaryota; Viridiplantae; Streptophyta; Magnoliopsida; Zingiberales; Zingiberaceae
Product: polyribonucleotide nucleotidyltransferase 2, mitochondrial-like
Exons: 26
Coding region: 147-4277 (1376 amino acids)
Biological process (GO): mitochondrial mRNA catabolic process; mitochondrial RNA 3'-end processing; protein phosphorylation
Cellular component (GO): mitochondrion; chloroplast stroma; cytosol
Molecular function (GO): RNA binding; polyribonucleotide nucleotidyltransferase activity; ATP binding
Source: RefSeq, a predicted model, not a curated record